AUGGCUUCCGACGCUCGCAGACAACCGCCAUGGAUCCCUCCCAAAGCCCGACCUGACGCCCAGCUGCCCCGUCUGAAGAUCUACAACAGCCUGACGAGGACUAAGAAUGACUUUAUCCCCCUCGAUCCGACAGGGAAGGUGGUAACGUGGUACGGCUGUGGCCCGACUGUGUACGAAGAUGCCCAUCUCGGCCAUGCGAAGAAUUACGUCUCGACCGACAUUAUCCGCCGCAUCAUGCAGGACUAUUUCGGCUUCCGACGGCUUGGUGAGCGAUUCGCUUUUGGCAGAGGGCAAAGCCGCAAUCCAGCACUACAUUGGCAAGAACCUCUGCCCUCGGAUACGAGCCCAGAGACUUUUGCAGAGGCAGUAGCCAAGGCAUAUAAGGAACAGGUUGAGCCACCAUCCCGACCCGACGGCGCGACAGCAGAACAGGGCGAAGCUGUUACUGUCACCGAUUUGCUGUUGAGAGCACACAUUGGAACGGUGCAGUCGGCCGCCGAGGCCCUGCAAUCCCCAGGAAAGCUGCCUGAAUUUUUCGCCAAGACGGACGAUAUUUUGCUCCCAUAUCUCGAUGCCUUGCAUGGUGCAGAGAUGGACUCCAAUAAUCACAAGAUAUAUCUGGAGCUGACCCAGAAAUUCGAACGCCGCUUCUUCGAAGACAUGAAUGCGCUUAAUGUCCUAGCUCCCGACCAACUGACUCGUGUGACUGAAUAUGUCCCUCAGAUUGUCCGCUUCGUCGAGAAGAUUGUGGCGAACGGUUUCGGUUACGCUACCCCUGACGGCUCCGUAUAUUUUGAUAUCGACUCGUUUGAGAAGGCUGGGCACAACUACUCCCGGCUGGAACCGUGGAACAAGAACGACCGUGCCCUCCAAGCCGAUGGUGAAGGUUCACUGUCCAAGGGAAGAUCAAUGAAGCGGAAUGAGAAUCAUUUUGCGCUGUGGAAAGCUAGCAAGCCAGGCGAACCAGCCUGGCCGAGUCCAUGGGGUUAUGGGCGACCAGGAUGGCAUAUUGAAUGCUCUGCAAUGGCCUCCGAAGUGAUCGGGAAGACGAUAGAUAUCCAUUCCGGGGGUGUGGAUCUUCGUUUUCCUCAUCAUGAUAAUGAACUCGCACAAUCGGAAGCGUACUGGUCGACUCCGGGCUGUCAGGUACAGUGGACAAAUUACUUCAUUCACAUGGGGCAACUGAGGAUUCGAGGCUUGAAGAUGAGCAAGAGCCUCAAGAACUAUACGACCAUCAGAACGUUUCUCUCCCAAAAGGAGUGGAGUGCACGUUCUCUCCGAAUUUGCUUCCUCCUUAUGCCUUGGCAGGAUGGUAUUGAGAUAACAGAUGAGCUGAUGAAGGCUGUAGUCAGCUGGGAAGACAAGCUCAAUAACUUCUUUCUAAAGAGUUUGGAUAUCUGGAAAAGUACCAAGACUGCAACAAUGCAAGAGCCUGGCAUUGCAGACCAGCAAUUAUUAAACGCUCUGGAUAAGGCGAAAGCCGAUGUCGAUACAGCUCUUUGCGAUUCCUUCAAUACCCCAGCUGUCAUGAGAAUCCUCUCUGAUCUUGUUACCGAGUCUAACUCAGAGACACCUUCGGACCAGACAGUCAUCUUACUCGCGCGGUGGGUAACAUGCAUUGUCACUAUAUUUGGUCUGGAUCCCGAGGGAGAUCUCAACAACCUGGACCGUAUAGGGUGGUCGGGCCUCGAUAUUCCCGCGCCAGCAAAACCCUAUAUCUACCCUGCAUCUCAAUUGCGCGACCACGUUCGGACCUUAGCCCGUUCAGGCUCGGUGGAUCAUACAGCUCUAGCGAAGCUCGCUGAUAAUAUUACGAUCGCGGGGUCAACACCAGUGGUCGAGUCCUCCAAACCAUACGAUCAGGUGCUGCAGCAGUUCCGCGCCGACGUUAAGGCCCUUGCGGCCCACCAAGCGCCGGCAAAAGACCUGCUUGCCUUAUGCGACCAGCUCCGUGAUGUACACCUCUGGAACCUAGGGAUCUAUCUCGAGGACCGCAACCAUCCCCAGCCUGCUUUGGUCCGACCCCUCGAUAAGUUGCUCAUACAGGCGCGCGCGGAGAGGGAAUCAGCUGGCAUUGCGAAGGCGAAGGCCAAGCUAGAACAGAAGGCUAGGGAGGCUGAGAAGGAGAAGGAGCUGCAUGAGCGGGCCAAGAUUGACCCUCUGCUGAUGUUCAGGACCUCGGACGAGUACUUGGAAUGGGACGAAAGCGGCAUUCCGACGGUGGACGCAGCAGGGAAUGAGCUGGCCAAGAAUAGGCGCAAGAAGCUGGUCAAAGAGUGGGAGAAACAGAAGAAAAGGCACGAGGAAUGGCUGGCGAGGCAGCAGGCAGUAUAG
This is a messenger RNA of Aspergillus terreus NIH2624, 2334 nucleotides long. RefSeq lists its product as uncharacterized. NCBI's taxonomy places the organism in Eukaryota, Fungi, Ascomycota, Eurotiomycetes, Eurotiales, Aspergillaceae. Gene Ontology annotation, molecular function: ATP binding; cysteine-tRNA ligase activity. Gene Ontology annotation, biological process: cysteinyl-tRNA aminoacylation. Bases 1 to 2334 code for a protein of 777 amino acids. The record is from RefSeq and is a predicted model, not a curated record. The transcript is spliced from 3 exons. Gene Ontology annotation, cellular component: cytoplasm.